GUAUGUGCGGCCGUGGGAAAGAAUUUCGAUGGGCAAACUGUGGAGAAUGCAGCGGCUCGGAAGGAGUGGCAGGCAAUGACCGAAGAAGCGAGAGAGGAGUGGAAGCUCUCCUACGGUUCGUAUGUGGCUGGUGCACCGGAGACCGAGCAGCGGGACGUUAGCACCCCGAAGAGGAGCAAACAGCCAGCAGCCACCAGCCCUUUGUCCACUGAGAAGCAAUGCAAGCGCAUGCCGGAGGAGCUAGAGGGGCCGCAGCCUUUGCACAGCACUCGCGUGGACUCGCUCGAGGCCUUUCACAAACGUUGGAGGUCUGUCAAAGCUGACCUUCAGAAACACCCCUCGCCCAAAGACUACGCCAAGACCAAUGCCCAGACCAUGCACUUGCUGUACCUGGACGUGUUGCACUUGAUGGAAGCCGGCCACUUGCCGGAUAAUGCGCUGCAGGUGGAAGACAAGCUGCAAGCGUACCACAUCAACCGGCUGAAGCUGCCACGGGUCAAGGAGUUCAUGAGCAACUGCCGUCAGGAGAAGCGGAACGAGAAUUGGGUGGCAGACACGUUUCAACCAGGCCGGUAUGGCUGCGGCCUGUUGACGGUGCCGCAAAAGAAAGAUCUUCUGCGGCACGUUCAUGCCAUGUCCCUGAGCAACAUGUCGUUAUUCCCUGCCGAGAUUAAGCGCAGUAUGUUCAAGCUUGUGCUGUACAACCAGGGACAGAUUGGUCUGGAGGAUCCCGACAUUCCGUGGCAGCUGUUUGACAAGAUGUCCAGCACCAUACAGACAGUGUAUAAGGACUGGCGCAGCUGGGUCCGCGAGAACUAUCCGGCCCGCCUGGGGCUUGUCAACAAGCGGAUCAAAGCAAGGAGCUCGGCGCAAGCCAGCGCGAUCAACCCAGCAUCGAUCCGGGAGCACUUUGAUCAGCUUGACACUGUUCUCAAGCCUUUCGUAGCAGUGAAAGGCAAAGUCUCCAUGAGGGCAUGGGCCGACGUGUGGCCAGGGGCACGCAUUGUGCCCAGCGACGAGGGCUCCAUUACCACCUCCUCCUUCGUUCACUUUCUUGCUGAGUUUGGUGCCUGGAUCAGGAACGACCUUCAGCUGCCCAAGGAGCGGCAGGUACUCCUUCUCCUCGACAGUGGGGGCGGGUCGCAGAUUCAUAUAUCCGCCGAUGCCUCUUUGGUAGCCGAGCACUUUGCCAUACGACUCUGGUUUUUUGCCGCGAACACCACAGCGGCAUUCUGCAGCUUGGACCAGGAUUGCAAUGCGGCGGCAGAGGCCCGGUUUCACAAGCUCGUAGCCUCCGGUCACGACAUGAGCCCUCUCGGAGCGCUGCAUGCAGCACGAGAUGUUUGGGAUCACUCAUAUUGCAGCCCGCUCAUAGAAAGAGGCUACAAGAAGACUGGGAUUGUGGCAAAGAGUGCACUUCAGCGCAACACGCUCCUCGUAGACCGCGCGCCAGAGCUGAUGCGCUCAAAAGUUCCCAAGAAGGAAGUGGCCCUGGAGACGGCGGAGGCAGCAAGCUUGUUGCCUGGCGCGUACACGAUUCCCAAUCGGACAGAGGCCGGCCGCAAAUCUGAGGCCCUGUACUGA
Messenger RNA from Symbiodinium sp. CCMP2456, 1584 nucleotides. The record is from the annotation of a GenBank genome assembly. Lineage: Eukaryota; Dinophyceae; Suessiales; Symbiodiniaceae.